Messenger RNA from Sander lucioperca (pikeperch), 3661 nucleotides. It is a transcript of the gene tubgcp4, whose product is annotated as tubulin, gamma complex associated protein 4. Lineage: Eukaryota; Metazoa; Chordata; Actinopteri; Perciformes; Percidae. Gene Ontology annotation, molecular function: gamma-tubulin binding; microtubule minus-end binding. The record is from RefSeq and is a predicted model, not a curated record. Bases 130 to 2127 code for a protein of 665 amino acids. The transcript has 18 exons. Gene Ontology annotation, cellular component: centrosome; gamma-tubulin complex; spindle pole. Gene Ontology annotation, biological process: microtubule nucleation; cytoplasmic microtubule organization; spindle assembly.
CGUGAUGCGCUGCGUCGUGACGUAGCCAACCUGCGACAGCUCGGGCGGCAGUUUGUUUUGGUGGCUGAAUGAGAUGCUCACACCUGCAUUUUCAACGUUAAUCAACUAAAGCUCGUGAAUCGAAUUAACAUGAUUCACGAGCUGCUGCUGGCGUUGAGUGGGUACCCUGGGACGAUUUUCACAUGGAACAAACGAACAGGUUUGCAGGUGUCCCAGGACCUUCCCUUCCUUCACCCCAGUGAGUCCAGUGUCCUCAACCGGCUCUCUAAACUGGGCUCAGAUUACAUGCGCUUUACAGAGUUCAUAGAACAACACACAGGCCAUGUGCAUCAACAAGAACAUCAUACGAACCAGCCUAACCAGACGGGACUUCAUGGAAUUUACUUGCGGGCUUUCUGCACAGGGCUGGACUCGAUACUGCAGCCGUACAGACAGGCCCUGCUGGACCUCGAACAAGAGUUUCUUGGAGAUCCACAUCUGACAAUAUCUCAUGUGAAUUACAAGCUCGAUCAGUUCCAGUUGCUGUUUCCUUCUGUGAUGGUGGUUGUAGAGUCAAUAAAAUCACAGAAGAUCCAUGGCUGUCAGAUCCUGGAGACGGUGUACAAGCACAGCUGUGGGGGGCUUCCUCCUGUACGCAUGGCCUUGGAAAAGAUCCUGGCUGUGUGCCAUGGUGUGAUGUACAAGCAGCUCGCAGCUUGGAUGCUGCACGGAUUGCUGCUGGACCAAAGCGAGGAGUUUUUCGUGAAGCAGGGGCCCAGUGCGGGAGGAGCUGCCGCCAACCAGGAGGAGGAGGAGGAGGACCUGGGGCUGGGAGGCUUGAGCGGGAAACAGCUCCGAGAACUCCAGGACCUGAGGCUGAUCGAGGAGGAGAACAUGCUGGCCCCGUCUCUGCAGCAGUUCUCGCUGCGGACAGAGAUGCUUCCUUCUUACAUUCCCAUCCGAGUGGCUGAGAAGAUCCUCUUUGUUGGAGAGUCUGUCCAGAUGUUUGAAAACCACAACCACAGCCCAUCUAGAGCUGGCUCCAUACUGAAGCACCAGGAGGACAUGUUUGCUGCCGAGCUGCACAGACUCAAACAGCAGCCUCUUUUCAGCCUGGUGGAUUUUGAAAAUUUGAUUGAUCGCAUCAGGAGCACAGUGGCAGAGCAUCUUUGGACAUUAAUGGUGGAGGAGUCAGAUCUGCUGGAACAGCUCAAGAUUAUUAAGGACUUCUACUUGCUGGGUCGUGGCGAGCUCUACCAGGUUUUUAUUGACCUCGCGCAGCACAUGCUGAAGACGCCUCCAACAGCCGUCACUGAGCAUGAUGUGAACGUGGCCUUUCAGCAGGCGGCUCAUAAGGUGCUCCUGGACGACGACAACCUCCUGCCUCUGCUGCACCUCACUGUAGACUACCAGGGCAAAGACAAAGAGGCGACCGGCUCCAGAGAUGGAGCCACUCCUCCACAAGACACCUCCCCUCGUGAGGUCCCUCCCACAGGUUGGGCAGCUCUCGGUCUCACCUACAAGGUUCAGUGGCCGCUGCACAUCCUCUUCACUCCCGCCAUCUUGGAGAAGUACAACGUUGUGUUCAGGUACCUGCUGAGUGUGCGGCGGGUGCAGUCGCAGCUGCAGCACUGCUGGGCUCUCCAGAUGCAGAGGAAACACCUCAAGUCCAGCCAGACAGACGCUGUUAAGUGGCGACUACGCAACCACAUGGCGUUCCUGAUCGACAACCUGCAGUACUACUUGCAGGUGGACGUGCUGGAGUCUCAGUUCUCUCAGCUGCUUCAGCAGAUCAACUCCACCAGAGACUUUGAGAGCAUCCGACUGGCCCACGACCACUUCCUCAGCAACCUGCUCGCCCAGUCCUUCAUCCUCCUGAAGCCGGUAUUCCACUGUCUGAAUGAGAUCCUGGAGCUGUGUCAAACCUUCUGCUCACUGGUCAGUCAGAGUGUGACGUCACUGGACGAGAGGGGAACUGCUCAGCUGGAUAUCCUGGUCAAGGGCUUUAGACGGCAGUCCUCCUUGCUGUUUAAAAUCCUUUCGAGUGUGAGGAACCAUCAGAUAAACUCUGAUCUGGCUCAGCUGUUACUGCGACUGGACUACAACAAAUACUACACCCAGGCUGGAGGCACUCUGGGCAGUAUUUAAGAAGAGCGCAAAGGAUUCAGAUAUGGAGACGUUUCCAUCUAAGCCAAGAAGAAACUCCCAUCAGUCUUGUACUUUGCUCUAAACAAAAAUACUAUUAGCGUGGCAUGCCUGUUAAAAUUAUCUUUAAAGGGUUAGCUCACCCAAGUUAUACAAUCCUAUUUUCCUCACUCAUCUGUUGAGGUAUUUAGCCAUGCAGAUAGUUUUUGAUUUACAUCCAGAGAUAUUCACAUAUGUUCCUCUGAAACUUCUGCCGCCACCUCAAUAAAACAGAGGAGGAUGGGAUUGUGUUUGUGGCGCUCUUGGCACUGAAAAAUGACAAAAGAAACCAACAGCAAAGUUUGCUCAGACACAAUGACAUCACUGUAGACCGAUUUGAGUGGGACUAUUUCUUUGGUAGGAAGUAGUUCCAGUUACAUCUGAUCAUUGAGGUCUGUGGAUUAAACACAUAACAAGACAAGCCUAGUUUGAUUGAGCCUCACAAACUCAAGCUUCCAUAAUAUUCAACAAUUACAGCGUGGUUUAAGAACUGUUUAUUUUAUUUACGCAAUAGUUUAACAUUUUAGGAAAUCUGCAUCCAGAUGUAAAGCAUUAUACCACUCUCAUCUGUUUAAAUAAGACGCUACAGAGGUAAAAAAACACCUUUUGACUUGUUUCCACUCUUCAUGCUAAGCUAAGCGUCUCCUGGUUGUAGAUUUAGUUUUAGCAUCAAACAUGAUGCUUUCGAUUUUUUUUUUAACCUAACUCUCGGCAAGAAAGUGAAUAAGCGGAUUUCUCAAAAUGUUGAACUAUUCCUUUAAAGUACUGUAGUAGUUUCCCACGAUACAUUUACUUAGUUCAGACUUUAAACCUUCUUUAUAACAGAAAUACUUAAACAUACCUCAGGACAUUGUUUCUGCAAAGACGAGCUGUUGAAUGUUUAAAUGUCAUUUUUCAAGGCUGUGAACUUUACAAAGUUACGUUCACUUCCACAGUAUAGGGCUGGAAGCAGAAACCUCAGAGACAGAUCCCAAAACUUAGCACGUACACCUGACACUGUCUAGAUUAGGUGGGAAAUGUGAUUUGUGUUUUGGGUGAUCCGACCCUUUGGCUAAUUGUCCUUGUAUAAACUGUAAAUAUUGAAAACCUUGUUACUUGUACGGUUUUUUUUCUGUAGAGAAAAUGAAUUUAAACCCGUUAAAAUGAAACGAGGGUCACAAUUUAUUAUCCCAUAAAAACAGACAGGAUAACGUUAUAUACAGAAAAGGCAUGCAACAGAAUUAAUGCUGAACAUUUAACAUGGUCGAAGGCAUUUUGCACAUGUGGAGUCAGAUUAUGAGGAGGAGGUGGAGGAGGAGUAGUCGUGGCGAUACUGAGGCUUGCUAUGGAAACCCAGGCGCUCCCCACGGAUGACGCUCUGGAUCAGCCACUCAGGAGACACCAGCGGGACUUCCUGCGACGUCACGUUUUUCUCUACCAAUGGCGGACAGGCACGGUCUGUCACCACAACAUCAUACUUGCCCGCAGGAAUGUCUGCAGAUGGAGGGGAGAAAAAAAA